GACAGUUUAUGUUGACGUAUGAAAUUCCAAAACAAGAAAAUUUUGUUGAAAUUCGAAACCCUAAACGAACUACAUACAUCUGAAAUAAUAAACCAUAACAUAAAUCCAUCGAAAAUUCAAAGCCUUUUUAAAUAUUCCCACAAACCCAACAAUACUUAAAUCAUAAAAAUCACCCCCGCAACUGAUAUGGUCGAUAGACAACCACAUCUGCGGCGUCGAAACGCUUGUAUAAUUGUCCUCGGUGACAUUGGCCGCAGUCCCCGCAUGGAAUACCAUGCCAGUAGUCUCCUCGACGAAGGCUUCAACGUCGACAUAAUUGGAUAUGUCGAAACAAAACCCAUUGAUGCAUUACUUUUGUCAGGGCCAAAGUGUAAAAUAAACGAACUUACCGCUGUCCCCGAUACAAACCUGACACCAAAACUCAAAUACAUAUUCAAAACAAUCUGGCAAACGCUAAGUUUGCUUAUCGCACUUGUUUCAAUUCGGAGGCCUAAUUUUCUUCUAGUCCAGAAUCCACCUGCCAUACCAACAUUGGUUGUGUGUUAUUUAUACUGUACAGUGACACGCACCAAAUUAAUAAUCGACUGGCACAAUUAUACAUACAGCAUUCUAGCGUUGACUGCAGGCGAGAAAAGUUUCAUUGUUAAACUAGCCAAAUGGGUUGAACAUCGAUUUGGAGCCAAGGCCAAUGCACAUUUCUGUGUGACAAAAGCAAUGCAAGAAGAUCUCAAAGUAAAUUGGAAAAUCAACCAUGCAGUUGUCCUUUAUGACCGUCCACCAUCUCAAUUCCAUCCGAUUGAACUGAGUCAAAAACACGAAUUGUUUAUGAAGUUAUCCAAAGAUUACCCGCAGUUUCUACCAAAAAAUUGUUUAGAUUUCAAAGAGAGUGGAGUCAUAGAAUCCACUGCACUCACUCAAAAACUCAUUAAUGGAAAUGUUCUUUACAAAAAUAAUCGCACGGCAAUCAUUAUAUCGAGUACCAGUUGGACACCAGAUGAAGAUUUUGGAAUAUUACUCAAGGCAUUGGAAGAAUACGAAACAACAGCCUCAGAAAAUAGCAGUUUAUAUCCUGAGCUGUUGUGUAUCAUUACUGGUAAGGGCCCUCAAAAGCAGCAAUAUGUAGACAAAGUAAACGACUUAAAAUGGAAAAAAGUUUCUAUUAUAACACCAUGGCUGGAAACUGAAGACUAUCCCACAGCUGUUGCGUCAGCGGAUUUGGGAGUGUGUUUGCAUUGGAGCUCAUCAGGCUUAGAUUUGCCAAUGAAAGUUGUCGAUAUGUUUGGAUGCGGUUUGCCAGUUUGUGCGAUAAAUUUUAAAUGUUUGAAGGAAUUAGUUAUCCAUGGUCAGAAUGGAUUUGUUUUUGAUAAUCAUCGUGAACUGGCGGAUCAAUUGAAGUUUUGGUUCGAAAAUUUCCCAAGCAAUCCCAGCUUAUUGGAAUCCAAGGAAACUUUCAGGAGAAAUUUACAAGAAUUCCAAUCCCUACGAUGGCGUGAAAACUGGAGGCUAAAUGCUCUGCCCAUAUUCAACUCAUUUAUAUGAGUUGGAUUUUUUAUUAUGCUUAUGUAGGUAUUAUUGUUUUUAUUAGCAAUAUAUUUACAUAAAAAAUGAAAACACUUUAUGACUGGAUAUAAAUCUAUACACAUGGGUAUAACAAGAAUGAAAAAA
Messenger RNA from Episyrphus balteatus (marmalade hoverfly), 1665 nucleotides. It is a transcript of the gene Alg1, whose product is annotated as chitobiosyldiphosphodolichol beta-mannosyltransferase. The coding region runs from base 187 to 1539 and encodes 450 amino acids. Gene Ontology annotation, cellular component: endoplasmic reticulum. The record is from RefSeq and is a predicted model, not a curated record. Lineage: Eukaryota; Metazoa; Arthropoda; Insecta; Diptera; Syrphidae. Gene Ontology annotation, molecular function: mannosyltransferase activity. The transcript has 4 exons.